Molecule: messenger RNA, 1056 nt
Organism: Hyalella azteca
Lineage: Eukaryota; Metazoa; Arthropoda; Malacostraca; Amphipoda; Hyalellidae
Product: U-reduvitoxin-Pr11a
Exons: 4
Coding region: 329-622 (97 amino acids)
Molecular function (GO): peptidase inhibitor activity
Source: RefSeq, a predicted model, not a curated record
CAUUCUAGAUUUUUUUUUUUCGCUUGCCACCAGGAAAUCACGAUUGGCACACGUCGAGCAGUUAUCUAAACAUUUCGUUUCGCCGACUUACAGUCAUAUUAUGAUCUGCAUGUGACUGGCUUCACGAGGAAUCUCAACAAACUUUUGCAUAUGUCCACAUUGCAUUUUUGUUGCGAUAAAAAGUACGUUUCUUGAAACGCGACAAGCGCCGGGCUGAUCGAUCAAAUUUUAAGGUUAUUCGGCGCUGAGAACGCGGCUUGCUCGCAAGCAGUCAUUUCGUUCCCGAUAUAUUCCAGAGCUUGACAAGAUAAAUUAAAGCACAUCAGUCAUGAGAUUCUUGCUUGCAUUGCUGGGACUCUCAGUCCUUGCAUUCUUUGUCGCUUCAGCAGACUAUGACCGCUAUGUGGACUGCAAAGAUGGAUCGGUAUGGUAUGACGGCUGCAAUACCUGCUUUUGUUACAACCGGAUCGCCGCCUGCACGAAAAAAGCUUGUCCCCCAGGCAGGUGCGGAAAACCGUUGUGCAAGAAUGGCAGUAAAUGGAAGGCCGUCGGCGCCGACUGGUGCACCUGCGUUAAUAAGAAACCAAAAUGCACCAAGAAGCCAUGUCAACUUGGUGGAUAAAGCUCAACCAAAUGAAACUCGUUGGUGGAGGACCUUCAAUCCGCUGUUGACGAUUGCCAGACGCGACGUCAUCGAUGGUUUUGCUCUGCUCAUGCCACCCUCCCACUGCGUCAAUGGCGAUAUAGCCAAAACUUUUCUAACUAUUGCUGGUGUUGUCAUCGGUGGUGUAUUUAUAUAUUAUCGAGGGCACUUUAAUAUGUCAUCGGAGGUUAAGUUCUUUAAUGAAGUAUUUAAAAAUUCUUCUCGCAGCAAAUAGCCGAGCUUGAUGACUAUAUAAUCCAUCACGUAAAUGUCAAUACACAUUCAUAUGAAGAUUUCUAACAAAAAUGUACGAGCUUGCAUAACAGGUCCAUGACAUUUACUCUAUCAAUCAGGCAUUACCAUGUAUGUGUGAUUUUUCUUUAAUGUAUCUUGUAAAUAAAAAAUGCAGGAGU